This is a messenger RNA of Hyaloperonospora brassicae, 645 nucleotides long. Lineage: Eukaryota; Oomycota; Peronosporomycetes; Peronosporales; Peronosporaceae. The record is from the annotation of a GenBank genome assembly.
AUGAACGCGGUGACGACGACGCCGUCGCGACUCCCGUCGGGCGCUGUACGCACGACGGAUGGAGAUGUGAUAGUACCUGCUACACGUCGAGCCGACGGGUCGCUGCGCAAACCCAUCCGCAUUCGCAAGGGCUACGUGCCACAGGAAGAGGUCCCCAAGUACAAGACCAUCGCGCAGCGGCGACGUGAGCAAGAGGCCAAAAAAGCAGACGAUACUGCUACUGCGGUGGACGAGCUGUCGAUGGAUACGCUGUCAUUGGCAGAGACGAGCAAAGCGGUUGGGGGGAAGCAGAGAUGUCGCAGCAGUGCAGAAAGACGUGACGACGGAGCGAGAGGCAAAGAUCGUCAGCCGCAGCUGCCCAAGGACAAAGGAGACGUGACAAUGCCCGUCGAGACGUCGAGUGAAUGUGCUGGCGACGCUCAACAGCGUCUGAAGCAGAAGUUGACGGGAAUCAACAGGCAGCUCAAGGAGAUGGAGCAGCAAAUGGACGGGAAAGGGCGAACGUUGUCGCGACAGGAGAAGCAGACGGUGGAGAGCAAGGCAGCGCUGCAGCAGCAGAGGAAGGAGAUCAUUGCAGAGCUCAACGGCGCUACUGUCACGACGUCGACGAGUGGACCCCGUCCGAAAGUCUCGAUUAGCUUGUAA